UAGUUGUCUACGAAUCACGCCACAAUGAUAGCGACUCCUCGUCUUUGGUGUCCCGUGGCGUUUCGUGUUCGUGUUCGUGCAACGCGAUGGGGAAUUGCGUCGCCGGCCGGUUCGAUCUCCGGACGUGGCUGGGCGUCGUCAUCGUCCGAACCAGUCGUCGAGAGCGCGAAAGAUGCUCCCGACCCAACGGGCACCAAGACUCCGGUAAGCCAACGCGAGCUCGACGCCCUGCCUAUUUCCUUUGCCGACAUUUCCCGCGCCGAAGUCGCCAUUCGCGGGGGCGUCGUCCGCACCACCUGCGAGCGCUCGCCCUUUAUCAGUGAACUCAUUGGCGCCAACGUGUACUUCAAGAACGAAUUCCGGCAAUUUACCGGGUCUUUUAAGGAACGUGGAGCCCGGAAUGCCAUUCUUACGCUCAAAAAGAAACUCGGCGGGGCCUUGAAGGGGGUGAUUGCGGCAUCCGCCGGAAAUCACGCGCAGGCCUUGGCCUACCACGGACGAUCCCUCGGCGUACCCGCCACCGUCGUCAUGCCCACCGUCGCGCCACUCGCCAAAGUAGACAAAUGCAGGAAAUUCGGUGCCCGAGUCAUUAUCAAAGGAAGUCACAUUGGGGAAGCCAAAGAGUUCGCCGAAACCCUCGUUGCUUCGGAAGGACUGGAGUACGUCAACGGGUACGAUGAUCCUCCCAUCCUAGCCGGAGCGGGUACGAUUGGUAUGGAAAUGAUUGACGAUGUUCCGGAUGUCGAUGUUGUUGUGGUCCCUAUUGGUGGAGCCGGCCUCAUUGCGGGAAUAUCCUGUGCCAUUAAGACUCUCAAGCCAGAUACCAAGGUGAUUGGUGUGGAACCAAAAUUUUGUGCGUCUUACACGGCGGCUCUGCGUGCAGGCAAACCCGUCCCGGCUCCCUUUACACCCACACUCGCCGACGGGUUGGCCGUCCCCAUUGUCGGAGCACACGCCUUUGAAGUUGCCCGUCACUACGUUGAUGAAUGCGUUCUAGCAUCGGAAAAAUGCAUUUCGCUCGCUGUCUUGCGACUGCUAGAGAACGAAAAGGUUGUCGUCGAAGGCGGCGGCGCCGCAGGUCUCGCCGCUCUCCUUCCCGGUGGCCCCCUCGACCGGGCCGACAUGAAGGGCAAAACUAUUAUUGUCCCGCUUUGUGGUGGUAACAUUGACACCACCGUCCUGGGGCGGGUGCUGGACCGGGGUUUGGCCGCCGACAUGCGCCUUGUCAAUUUCUACGCCACCGUAUCGGACCGGCCCGGAGGAAUCGCCAAACUGGCGCAAUUGCUGAGUGACGAAGGAGCCAGUAUCAAAGACAUCUACCACGAACGAGCCUGGCUGCACACAUCUGUAGAUCAAGUACAGGUCAAGUGCGUGGUAGAAUUGCAAGGGGAGGAACAUGGACAACGUGUCCACCGGGCAUUGCUGAAUCAUGGGUAUCCCGUGAACUGGAACGUACAAGUGUAA
Molecule: messenger RNA, 1464 nt
Organism: Phaeodactylum tricornutum CCAP 1055/1
Lineage: Eukaryota; Bacillariophyta; Bacillariophyceae; Surirellales; Neidiaceae
Exons: 2
Coding region: 25-1464 (479 amino acids)
Biological process (GO): L-threonine catabolic process; L-serine catabolic process
Molecular function (GO): threonine deaminase activity; L-serine ammonia-lyase activity
Source: RefSeq, a predicted model, not a curated record